CUCGCAAGGCUCGCAAGUUACUGCUGAUGAUGAGUUUUUGGAUUUGAUUCCGCUUUCGUCUCAUUUUUAUCGAGAAAGUUUUUCGAGUUUCUCAUCUCAUACCGUAGAGAGGUAGCCGGCAUGUUUUGAUUUGGCUCGAAACAACAAACAACCUAACCUCAUGUCAGAAUACUCAAUCAACCAGUAGUAGUUCAAAUGUUUGCGUUUUAAUUGCAAAAUCAGUGAACAUCCUUGGCACUCAAUUAUUUCUAGAAGGGAAACGAACGCCUGGCUUACUGUUUCUUGUAUCAACUGUCAGUGUUUUAUUCUCGAUAUUUCGUAGACAUUUUUAUGUGCCAACGGAAACAUUUAGUUAAUCAAUAUGGCGCUUGUCUGUGAUGUAUGCUUGGACCACUUUGACUUAAACUACCAUCGACCGAAGGUUCUGCCAUGCGGACACACUAUAUGCUCUACCUGUGUGCUGCAUCCUGCCUUAGGGAGGAAGUGUCCAGUGUGCAGAAAGGACCUGGCGACUGACCCUAACGGCUUCCCGGACAACAUCCUAGCCAUUCGAAUGCUGGAGGAUGGGGGCGCCCAACACGACAAUGAGGCCGUGGCCACGGAUGCAAAUCUGCAGCAGCUGCAGCGCGGCGUUGAGGUGGGGAGGAAGGUGGUGCAGCUACUUCGGCAGGUGGUUCCCAUGACUGUGGAGUCUCUCAAUAACUACGUGGAGUCAACUGUCGCCCAGCUGCGACAGAUGGAGGAGGCCCUCGAUAGGCUGCAGCUGCAGGUGGCGGCAGGCGAGGAGAGUGCACCUCGAAGGCCCGUGGCCGUCGCAGUGAAGCAGCUGCAGACGGUGGCACACCUGGAGGACAGCCUUCGUAUACUGAGCGCCAGUAAAGUCAGCGUCGUUGCAGAGGAAGCGGAGGCAAGCUGGCAAGCCUCUGUGCAGUUGGGGCCCUUUGACUCAAUUUGUCGCCUUCUUCUUCUUCAACUUCGGGCCGACGGCCAGUUGCAAAAGGCUGGCGCUGCUGAGCCAGCCACUCCUGCGGCCUACAUUGGACCACCAAAAGUCUCCGUCCUCCGCUUCAUUGACACAGAUUAUGACGACGAGGAUAAUCUGGAGGUGGAAAGCAUCCUACGAGAUCGCCGGCGAUGGAAAAAUGCACGCAUCCUCGCAAACCUUUACGGUGCCAACGCGGAAGAGCUAUUGCAAGCUUUGACGCCACACCUCCACAUCGAAGAGCUGGAAUACUCAAAAAUUGCCGAGCCACGUGUCUUGGAGGAGGUGCAGAAAAUCACAUCCCUGAAGAAACUUAUAGUGUCUUGCGAUCGGGGCUUGGGCGACUACCCGGACCUGCCCCUGCAUCUAGAAGAGCUUUAUAUUUCCUCCCCCUCUGAAAGUCAGCUGCGCUGUCUGCAACGCAUGCCCAGGCUGCGUACUCUAGAGGUACUCAAUUACUUUGGCCCAGCUAUAUCCUUUCCCCCUUCGCAGCAUGGCGGGCUGCUGUGGUUAGGCGUGACGUUUAUAUCCGAUUACAAGGCCACCAUGCUGUCCUUAAUCCACGCCCAUGCCUCGUCGCUGCAGGAGCUCCAAAUCUGUUGCUUCCUUAUUGAAAGUACAGACACAUUUUUCCCUAUCCUGGGCCAGAACCUGGCUGAAUGUGGCCUGCAGGCCCUUCGGCGACUCAUCCUGCAUCCUUGUUUACCGGAUGAUCACACAGAUGAUGACUGCUUGUUGCGGCGACAAACCAUUCGCAGUUUUCUGCCCACUGUGGACGUGCUAUGCACCGAUUGCCAUUCAUCUGUUCUCUAGAGUUCAAUGGAAGCCCAUAUUACAAACCUCACUAACGCAAAAGACUGUGAAAUGACCUCUAAAUCUCGUGAGCUACUAUCUUAUGGGUGAUAUGGAAUUUAUAUUUAACAGUUUCGAUCAUUAAAUACUGUUUGUACACG
Molecule: messenger RNA, 1935 nt
Organism: Frankliniella occidentalis (western flower thrips)
Lineage: Eukaryota; Metazoa; Arthropoda; Insecta; Thysanoptera; Thripidae
Exons: 5
Coding region: 362-1795 (477 amino acids)
Source: RefSeq, a predicted model, not a curated record